AUGGCUGCCAUGAACGCCAGUCUCCCUAAAGGCAAGGCCGAGGGGGAUAUUUCAGACACUUUUGCUUCACUCUCUGGCAGACAAGCCCAAGCUCUUCCAAACCGCUUCCGCGAACUCAAACUGCGACUCGUAAAUGGCCAUGAAGACGCCUUCAUUGCUAGUUGGAAGCGGCUGCUCGCGAUUUUGAGAGAGGAGAACGAAGUGAUCGCGCGCACUGGGCCCAGCAUCGUGCCCGAGGUACGAUUCAGCCACCUCCAAGAAGACCUCCACAGCAAAGCGCACGACAUUAAGAAGCGGGGCGUUGCCGUCAUCAGGGGUGUCAUCCCUGAGGACGAGGCAAGAGCAUACAAGUUCGAGGUGGAGGAGUAUACAAGACAGAACCCGCACACAAGAGGAUUCCCACAAGACCAACCGCAGGUAUUCGAACUCUACUGGUCGCCAGCACAGGUCCGCGCACGAGGCCACCCGCGGCUGCUACAGACACAGACGGCGCUGAUGGCGGCGCUGUGGCGGGUCUCGGACGCCCGCGCCCCGAUCAGCCUGCGCACUCCGCUCGCGUACGCAGACCGCCUGCGCAUCCGGCAGCCGGGGGACGCGCAGUUCGCGCUGGGUGCCCACCAGGACGGCGGGAGCGUCGAGCGCUGGGAAGAGGAAGGGUAUGGUAAAGGUGGUGUGUACGACGCCGUCUUCCGCGGGGACUGGGAGGGCUCAUACGAUCCGUUUGAUGCCUCCCCGCGCGUCCACGCCGUGACGGACCUCUACGGUGGCCUCGGCGCCUGCUCCAUGCUCCGCGCCUUCCAGGGCUGGCUUGCCGUUAGUCGUUCGGGCCCUGGGGAGGGAACACUGCUGGUUAAUCCGCUGGUUAAGGAGGCAGGGGUGUAUGCGCUUCUCAGGCCGUUCUUUGAGCCUGUUAGGGAGCUGGAUCAGGGGGCAGGAGGUGCCGGAUGGGAAGGGUACCUGAGCGAGGGGAAUUGGCGGUUUAUGGGAGACUCGGAGCGCAUGAGCAGCGCAUUGCAAGGUGCCAUGCCCGGGUGUGCGCAGGAGUUCACUGAGGCGCUGCACCCGCAUCUGGAGCUCCAGCGGACCAUGGUGCAUGUCCCCGAGGUGAGGCCCGGAGACUAUGUCAUCUGGCAUUGUGACACUAUCCACGCGGUUGACAAGAAACAUGGGGGAUCUUCGGACUCGAGCGUGUUCUACAUCCCUGUGUGUCCGACAACCGAGGCCAGUGCAAAGUACAUCGCCCGACAGCGGACCGCGUUUCUCCACGGCACGCCUGGCCCGGAUUUCCCUGGUGGCGAGGGCGAGUCGCGGCAUAUUGGCCGCGCUACGGAGGAGUAUGUCAGGAAGUACUGCGAUCCCCGGGGAGUGCAAGCAAUGGGCCUCGACAAGCUCAUCGCGUCGGAGGGCGAUACACCUGGCGGGACGGAAGCAGUCGAGAGGGCAAACACUGUUCUUGGCUUUUGA
Canariomyces notabilis is the source of this 1464-nucleotide messenger RNA. Its product is annotated as DUF1479-domain-containing protein. Bases 1 to 1464 code for a protein of 487 amino acids. The record is from RefSeq and is a predicted model, not a curated record. The transcript is spliced from 3 exons. Lineage: Eukaryota; Fungi; Ascomycota; Sordariomycetes; Sordariales; Chaetomiaceae.